Molecule: messenger RNA, 786 nt
Organism: Trichomonas vaginalis G3
Lineage: Eukaryota; Parabasalia; Trichomonadida; Trichomonadidae
Product: protein of unknown function, DUF4106 family
Exons: 1
Source: RefSeq, a predicted model, not a curated record
AAACAAAUAAGUGAAAACGAAAAGAAACUAGAAUAUGACAGACAGACAAAGAAACUAAAUGAGUUAAACGUAGAGAAAAAGAAGAAAGAAGAACAACUGAAAGAACUAAGUACAGAGGAAUAUGCGAAAAAAGUGUCAGAAAAAGCAGCAGAAGUAGCAAAAAUGGAACAAGAUGUUAUAAAUUUGAAAAACCAUACUACUCAAUAUAAAGUACUGAAAGAUGAAGAGAUAAAACAAAAAGCCAUGAAGACAUAUAUGGAUAGCGAUGAGUAUAAAAAAGAAGUUGAAGCAAAUGUAAAGGCAGAAAAACUUUUACAGUUGCAAAACCAAACCGUACAGUAUGAAAACUUAGCACAAGAAAGUAAAAAUAACGACGCAGCCAUGCAAAAGGCAAUGAAAAGCGCAGAAUAUAUAAAAGCUAAUAAUGACUGGUUAGAUGCCCAAGCCAACGCUAAAGCAGCCCAACUUAUAGGGUCAAUAAGGACAAAAAUACAAGCGGAUGAAGACAGUUCAAAUGAAGCUUUAAUGAAUGCUGACUUUAAGAACGCCUUCGAAGCUCUUCAUAGUAAGGUGAAACUAGUGAACGACUUCUCAUCUGGAAAGAAACUGAAGUCUGAAGGUUUCGACAAAGAGUUAAGAGAAGUAGCACAAAAUAUGACGAAAAUAACAGAUGCAGCAACGAGACAGGCAGUUCAAAGUGCCUAUGACGCCGUUAGAGCAACUGUUGUGGAAAGUCAAGAAAAAGAGUUACAACAGACCAAAACAGACCUAGUAAAUGCUUUCUUA